Messenger RNA from Aspergillus fijiensis CBS 313.89, 1180 nucleotides. RefSeq names its product oxidase ustYa family protein. Lineage: Eukaryota; Fungi; Ascomycota; Eurotiomycetes; Eurotiales; Aspergillaceae. Bases 216 to 1067 code for a protein of 283 amino acids. The transcript has 5 exons. The record is from RefSeq and is a predicted model, not a curated record. Gene Ontology annotation, biological process: mycotoxin biosynthetic process.
UAAUGAUUGAUUGGUCACCGAGGAACAGACCCAUGCCGGAGUGAUAUGCCUGCAGUCAUUACUAGGUAGAUCGUCAUAAGACAACAAGUCCUUCGUGAUACCUAUCAAAUGAUAGCACUUAUCUUCUAAAUAUUGGGCAUAAUAUGUGUGGAGAGGUAGUCCUCGGAGUUGAUAUACUCACCCUCCUCAUAGCUCGAGUAUGCUGAUCAGCCAGAAUGGAGUCCAUCCCACUCCACCCCAAGGGCUCAAUAGAGGACCCGAUGACUGACGACAGUGAUCCUCUCUUAGAUCAUUUUGACAUACCCCACCCACAUCAUCUUCAUAUUCGAACUGCGCACUGGCUUUGGGCAUUGCAUCUACUGUUUUUCCUCCUCUCUUUCUCCUUGCUAAUUUCAGCCUUGAGACUCAACCGAUCCUCUCCUACCGACCGUAAGUGUGCAGAACAGGUAUCAGCAUAUUCCCCUUUCACACACCUCGUAGAAUAUGAGGAUGUUCGCUUCCAAGGAAGCCUCUUCGACACAAACCCAUACAAAGGGGCCCCCAACCCACACCUGGACGCGGCAUGGGGCCACAUCACUCACAUGGCGCAACUUGAGAUCACAGCAGAGGACAUGUCCCGGCUCAACAAACCGCUGACCCAGGUGAAAGUGGCCGAAACCGAGGGCAACGGGUAUGCGGGUGGGAUCGAGGUGUUCCAUCAGCUCCACUGCGUCAAUCUAGUUCGACAGUACACGUACUACGACUACUACUCUCAGCUGGAGAACAGACCGGCAGAGUUCCACGAUUCGAAUGAGACGCUGCGACUGCAUGUAGACCACUGCAUUGACAUGUUGCGACAAGUGAUCCAAUGCAACGGCGAUGUCGGGGUCGUGACGAGGAGCUGGGUCAAGGGUCGCGCCCUCAGCUACCCGGACUUCAGCGUAUGGCAUAAGUGCCGGAAGCUGGAGCCCAUCGCGCAGUACUCGAAGGCACACGAGAUUGACACAGAACCUACCAAACUUGCAGAUUCUUUGGAGCUCUCUGAGCCGCCAUGCACGGAUGCUGCGCCUGAUCAAAUUUGCCCGUAGGACCGAAGAUUGUCAUCUUCACAGCAGAUCACUCUUAUUGAGCAAUGUUCUCCCUGUGGCCACCUCAAAACCGAGCAAAUCCAAGUAGCGAUCGUUGCAAUGGUAGAACAUCA